AUGUGGGCGUAUGAUCCUCUAGCCAUUGACGCUGUCUGCCCGAAAAAUACGGAAUACUGGCAACAUCCAUUCCUUGGCCGCUGGACAGGAAGCGAUCUCGGCCUUCCUGGUCCCUCAUCCAUGCAGUCUAUCCACCUAGGUUUGGCGGAGACAUCUGGCAGUUCCGGCACGCUUGUCGGAUAUGGUUGGAGCAGCCUCGGCCGAACGACAAUCUUUGGGCGCUUUGAUGAUUUGUUAGCCAGCGGCCGUACACGACUCAAGCUCGACUUCGACUUCGGACAGGAUUUGGCGCAGACGGGAAAACUUGCGGAAUGUAUCUUGCCUCGCUCAUCUCUGCUUGAGGGUUUCAAGAUGUCGUUCCGAGGGGAGUAUGAACACGGCGACGACGAGCACAUCACGGGCACGUGGGUGAUGUGGGCUUCGGACUGGAAGCCGGAGAAAGAGCCUCAGGUUGUCUUUCGCCGCGUACCAGACUGGAUGUUUGCCUAUCGCUCAAUCUAUGCCGAGCUCCUGGCGACCUCAUCUGCGUCCGGGCGAUGGAAGGCUGCGAUCCAAACUGUUCUGCGAUACGUUCGCCGCCGCGGCAUCUCCUGGGCGCAUCUCAAAGCACGCAGGGACGACCGUAGAAUGAUACUGACAUAUUUCUACCGCCUCGCCAAUAGCGUCCCACUAUCCGAAGAUGAGCUCGCUGCACUGCGCAAUCGCAUGGUCAUCCUCUCACCUGAGGAUGGCUGGUCUUAUCUUCAGCGCCUGAAGUGGGCUCAUCUUUGGACGCGAGUUCAUGCUUAUACGUGCAACCAUUGCGAGCAGGAGAUCGUUGGUGGCCGUCUUUACUGCGUCGAUUGUCAGAUCCCAGACAAUGUUCGCUCGAACUCUUUCGACCUGUGCGACAAACACGAGUGUAUCACUGGCUCUAUCGGGAUGUGGGCAAACGGCGGAGUAGUUCAAGGUCCCCAUGAGAGCUCACAUAGACUUGUGCUCUUCCGCCACACAGUGACACGCAUGUACUACGCCAACACGAUCGACAGUGCUCAAGGCUGGGCGAUCAACUUUGUGAAGCGGGUCAUGCCUACUAUUCAACGUCAGAACUCAGGAGAGCCUGCGGAGCCUGCCUCAACGACGUCGGCGGCGAGUUACACGUGCUCUGUAUGCCGAGGACCGCUCUAUGACCCGUUUUGGCUCUGCCUGUCGUUAAACUGCGAUGCUUCACGAGUGUUUACCUGCGAUGCUUGUGUCCACGGCGCCCCUUGCACCAAUCCUCGUCGUGAUGUCCAGUACAAGGUUUCACAUGAUAGCGAUAUUCUCGCAGCGAGCGAAGUCACAGUCGACACGGUACAUCCCGCCGAUCACCAUCUCCUUCGUUGCGCGUCCGACAUGAAACUAGACGGUCCUCCGGAGCGCCCUGAAUCUCCGGAAAGCGAUAACAUCGUCGUUUCGCAGCAUCUAGACUCACUCCGAGAGCAGCACUCGCAACUGGCCAAGGAGCACAACGAUCUCAUGGGAAAGCACACCGAGCUCAUGAGCAAGCAUACCCAGCUCAUGGAUGCCUACGAGCGCUUAUCCCAUCAUAUACUCGGCUCCGAUGCAAAGGCGCCAAUCACCGAGUCAAAAGCGGGAGCCGAGCAUAGCGCAUCCGUUGAAGCCCCAGGUGGCGUCAAUGGUGCAGACAUUGGCAGCGACUCAGAUCCCGCUGAGGCCGAACCUGCCUCUUCUAGUAGUGUUUGA
Messenger RNA from Peniophora sp. CBMAI 1063, 1725 nucleotides. The record is from the annotation of a GenBank genome assembly. NCBI's taxonomy places the organism in Eukaryota, Fungi, Basidiomycota, Agaricomycetes, Russulales, Peniophoraceae.